Apodemus sylvaticus (European woodmouse) is the source of this 2182-nucleotide messenger RNA. RefSeq names its product pyridine nucleotide-disulphide oxidoreductase domain 2 (gene Pyroxd2). The coding region runs from base 202 to 1950 and encodes 582 amino acids. Gene Ontology annotation, molecular function: oxidoreductase activity. Lineage: Eukaryota; Metazoa; Chordata; Mammalia; Rodentia; Muridae. The record is from RefSeq and is a predicted model, not a curated record. The transcript is spliced from 16 exons.
CUGAGCGACACAGAUUCUGCCAAUUCUUAGCCUACACGCCCCCUUCCCAAGACUAACUUGCGCAAACUCAGAGCCGCAGAAGCUCAGACCCUGGGAAAGCAUGGCCCAAGGCCAAGGCGGACACGGGACUUGUAACUCCGGGCCCCGCCCCUUGCCAGGGCUGCUGGAAAGCUGACUGAAAGCAAAUUGCUGGUGGCAGAAAUGGCUGCCAGCGGCCGAGGUCUCAUCAGGGCCUUGCACUCCUCUCCCUGCCCUGCUUGGAAACGAGCUCAGUCGGGAGCCAACGGGCGCCUGAAGCCCGAGUAUGAUGCCGUGGUGAUAGGAGCAGGACACAAUGGGCUGGUGGCUGCAGCCUACCUCCAGAGACUGGGGGUGAACACUGCGGUCUUCGAGAGGCGCCAUGUGAUUGGGGGUGCAGCGGUCACUGAGGAGAUCAUUCCUGGAUUCAAGUUCUCCCGAGCAUCCUAUCUCCUGAGCCUACUGAGGCCACAGAUUUACACCGACCUGGAGUUGAAGAAACAUGGGCUGAAACUCCAUCUGAGAGAUCCCUACUCCUUCACCCCCAUGCUGGAAGCGGGUACACUGAACAAGCCACCCAGGUCCCUUCUGCUGGGCACAGACAUGGCUGAAAACCAGAAGCAAAUCUCUCAGUUCUCACGGAAGGAUGCUCAGGCUUUUCCCAGAUACGAGGAGUUCAUGAGACGUUUGGUGCUAGCCAUUGACCCGCUGCUGGAUGCAGCUCCAGUGGACAUAGCCGCCUUCCAGCAUGGCUCCCUGCUGCAGAGGCUCAGGGCACUGUCCACCCUGAGGCCCCUGCUGAAGGCAGGGCGCACCCUGGGAGCCCAGCUCCCCCAGUAUUACGAGGUCCUCACAGCCCCCAUUUCCAAGGUGCUGGACCAAUGGUUUGAGUCUGAGCCUCUGAAGGCAACGCUGGCAACAGACGCUGUGAUUGGAGCGAUGACAAGUCCCCACACUCCGGGGAGUGGGUAUGUGCUGCUACAUCACGUGAUGGGGGGCCUGGAGGGCAUGCAGGGCGCCUGGAGCUACGUCCAGGGUGGCAUGGGUGCCCUCUCGGAUGCCAUUGCAAGCUCAGCCGCUACACGUGGAGCAAGUAUCUUCACAGAAAAGACUGUGGCUAAGGUGCAGGUGAACAGUGAAGGCCGUGUUCAAGGGGUCACGCUGCAGGAUGGCGAGGAGGUCAGGAGCAGAGUCGUCUUGUCCUGUGCGUCGCCACAGGUCACCUUCUUAGAGCUGACACCACAGGAGUGGCUUCCCGGGGCCUUUGUGAAGAGAAUCUCCCAGCUGGACACCGAGUCUCCUGUCACCAAGAUCAAUGUGGCUGUGGACAGGCUGCCAAACUUCCUGGCGGCCCCCAGUGCUCCCGGGGACCAGCCUCGAGUUCACCAUCAGUGCUCCAUCCACCUGAACUGCGAAGACACCCUCCUCCUCCACCAGGCCUUUGAAGAUGCCAAGGGUGGCCUGCCUUCCCAAAGGCCUAUGAUUGAACUCUGCAUUCCUUCAUCGCUGGACCCCACCCUGGCCCCACCAGGCUGCCAUGUCGUCUCCCUCUUCACUCAGUAUACACCCUACACCCUGGCAGGAGGCAAGGUCUGGACCGAGCAGGAGAAAAACGCCUACGCAGACAAAGUGUUUGACUGUAUCGAGGCCUAUGCCCCCGGCUUCAAGAGGUCUGUGCUGGCCAGAGAUAUCCUCACCCCACGGGAUCUAGAGAGAAUCUUCGGGCUUCCUGGAGGGAACAUAUUCCAUGGCGCCAUGUCCCUGGACCAGCUCUACUUUGCCCGUCCAGUGCCCCAACAUUCUAACUACAGAUGCCCUGUGCAGGGACUGUACCUCUGUGGAAGUGGGGCCCAUCCUGGUGACUUCAUUGUGGUUGUCAUCUCCUGGCGACGCCCUCUCUGGGAUGUGGGCGAGGCUCCCAUAAAGAGCUGAGUCUCCUGCCCACUCCUGAUUCUUACACUUCAGCAUUACCUGCCAAACUGCCAAGUGGCUCCCCGUUGAGGCCAGGAAGCUGGCAGUGUGGGACAAGAGGCCAGUGUGGCCACAGCCUGCCUGCUCUCCCCCCGGCUGAGUGGGGAAGCUCCCGAGAGGCCAGGCAGGGUAGCAGCUGCUCCGGAUUGCGGCUGCUGUCUGCGAGUCCCGCCCUGUCCCUUUCUGGUGGGCC